UCAUCCCCUCGGCUCCGCUCUCCUUCCCUCCCCGGCUCACCCCGCCGCUGCCCCGCGCCCGUGGAGUUCUUCGAUCGAGUCCUCGGAGCCUGGAGCACCUCGUCCAACAAUCCGGGACCGCACGAGAAGAGAGAGAGGGGGUGGUUUGACACAAGUCAGGCACCCGUCAAGAUUCGGCUCGAUCUGCUGCGGGACAUGGAGCUGGACAGCAUCGAGUGCGUGUCCUACUCCGAUGGCAUGGAGGACGACGACGACACGGCCGCCGUCACCUCGUCCCAGCUCCCUCGCCCCUUCCUCAAAUCCUCCUCUACCGCCGGUGCUGCCGCCGCCGCCGCCGCGGCCGUCAACGUGGUCGUCGUCUCCGACCGCGCCGGUGCCGCCGGGACGGUAGCGGGAGCUGGGCCGCUGGUGAUAUCUCCGGCCACGGGCGUGCAUGAGCUUCUCGAGUGCCCCGUCUGCACCAACUCCAUGUACCCGCCCAUCCACCAGUGCCAAAAUGGUCAUACUCUGUGUUCCACCUGCAAAACUCGGGUGCACAACCGCUGCCCAACUUGUCGACAGGAGCUCGGUGACAUCAGGUGUCUGGCAUUAGAAAAAGUGGCUGAAUCACUUGAGCUCCCCUGCAGAUACUACUCUCUUGGAUGUCCAGAAGUCUUCCCAUACUACAGCAAACUAAGCCAUGAGUCACAGUGUAGUUUUAGGCCAUACAACUGUCCUUAUGCUGGUUCUGAAUGUUCAGUUGUUGGGGAUAUUCCUUUUCUUGUGGCACAUCUACGAGAUGAUCAUAAAGUGGACAUGCACUCUGGAUGCACAUUUAAUCACCGCUAUGUCAAGUCCAACCCAAGAGAGGUUGAAAAUGCAACCUGGAUGCUAACUGUGUUUCAUUGUUUUGGGCAGUACUUUUGCUUGCACUUUGAGGCAUUUCAGCUUGGGUUGGCACCAGUAUACAUGGCUUUCCUACGAUUUAUGGGUGACGAAAAUGAUUCUAGGAAUUACAGCUAUAGCCUUGAGGUUGGUGCAAAUGGCAGGAAGAUGAUAUGGGAGGGAACGCCCCGCAGCAUCCGGGACAGCCACCGGAAGGUUAGGGACAGCCAUGACGGCCUAAUAAUUCAGCGCAACAUGGCUCUCUUCUUCUCAGGUGGAGAUAGGAAAGAGCUGAAGCUGCGCGUCACAGGCCGUAUCUGGAAGGAGCAGCAGAACCCUGACUCGGGGGCCUGCAUUCCCAAUUUGUUCAGCUGAGCUGAGUAACAAGGAUGAAUCCAGGUCUGUGCUUGGUGUUUUGUCCUUGCCAAGCUGCCAUUGCAGCCUGCCCUAAAUUAGUUAGGUUGUUGGCAGGAUAAUGAAAAUACAGAGUUCCUCCUCCUGUGGGCUGGUGAAUCUCAUGAUAAGCAAAUUUUUUUCUCGACGAUACAGAUUUGUGAUGUUAUGUUUGCCUCGGUGUAUUUUGUUGUCUGGAAAUAAACUGUUGCGCAGUAACUGCAUUUGGUUGGCUGGUC
Molecule: messenger RNA, 1496 nt
Organism: Zea mays
Lineage: Eukaryota; Viridiplantae; Streptophyta; Magnoliopsida; Poales; Poaceae
Biological process (GO): ubiquitin-dependent protein catabolic process; multicellular organism development
Cellular component (GO): cytoplasm
Molecular function (GO): zinc ion binding; protein binding; ubiquitin protein ligase activity
Source: RefSeq, marked provisional